ACUGUUACUGACAGGAAGUGGAUGUAACCUGAGAGUUCAGCAACAAACUUCAACCCUGUAUUCACCAAGUUCUGUCUCCAGAGGUGCAACACAGAAGUUACCUCUGUCUCCGUUUCCAGUGUCUCCUUCUGUUGACUGAAAUUAGCCCACUGAAGCACCACCAGCCACUCCCUGCAGGAAAGUGUGUGUGUGUGUGUCAGGUGAAUAUCCCUCACCUCCUCCUCCUCCUCCUCCGGCUGUGUCUCAGGUUGUUGACUCCCUGGACGUGUCCACUCACGGCACCAGAGUGGGUCUGGUCCAGUACUCCAGCCGGGUCAGGACAGAGUUUCCUCUCAACAUGUACCACUCUGCUGAUGAGAUCAAAGCUGCAGUCAUGAAGGUUGAGUACAUGGAGAAAGGUACGAUGACGGGUCUGGCCCUGAAACACAUGCUGGAGAACAGUUUCUCCGAGGCCGAGGGCGCUCGUCCCGCCAGCCGCAACAUCCCCCGCAUCGGACUGGUCUUCACAGACGGACGCUCCCAGGACGACAUCACUGAGUUCGCCAAGAUGCCCAAAGAAGCCGGCAUCACCAUGUACGCUGUGGGCGUGGGAAAAGCUGUAGAGGACGAGCUUCGUGAAAUCGCGUCCGAACCCGUGGAGAAACAUUUCUAUUACACCACCGACUUCACGGCCAUCAGCACCAUCGCUGAGAACCUCAAGCUGAACGUCUGUCCAGAGGAGAGUCAGGGGAGAUGGGGGUGA
Hippoglossus stenolepis (Pacific halibut) is the source of this 742-nucleotide messenger RNA. RefSeq names its product matrilin-4. The coding region runs from base 338 to 742 and encodes 134 amino acids. Lineage: Eukaryota; Metazoa; Chordata; Actinopteri; Pleuronectiformes; Pleuronectidae. The record is from RefSeq and is a predicted model, not a curated record. The transcript has 4 exons.